CCAGUGCUGGGAUCACAGCAUAUACCACGCUACUGCCUGUGUUAUAGACAUUGGUGACUUUGCCAGGGGCAUCUAAACUACAUAGAUGAUGUUCUAGAAGUUCGCAACUAUACUUUUGGAGAUAUCCCAGGACUGCUGGAGACAUGAAAUCUGAUGCAUCAUCAUCUCCUCCUAUGGAUCCCACUUCUGGGUGCCAGGGACAGUCCAAGGGGGCAUCGAGAUGCCUACUGAAGUGUAUGCCAACCAGAGUGGAAGGGUCAACCAAGAGGAGGCUGGCAGCCAAUGCCAGGGAAAGGAGAAGGAUGCAAGGGCUUAACACAGCGUUUGACAGCCUGAGAAAAGUGGUCCCUCAAUGGGGAGAGGACAAGCAGCUGUCCAAGUACGAGACCCUACAGAUGGCACUGAGUUACAUCAUGGCACUAAACAGGAUCCUAACAGAAGCAGAGAGAUACAGGGAUGAGGGGGACUGGUCUGCCACUGCCACCCAUCACUAUGAACAAUUUCAUCAGGACUGUCAGAGCUUCCUGGAACUGUCUUCUCCAAAUGACUGUGAUCACUUCAUUUCACAGACCCUUUCCCACUAGGGAAGGUGGCAGGACUUUCCAUCUACUCAACAGGACUGGCACACUAUGCAGUGCUACCUACCUACAGAGACUAAGAAUAUAAAUGAUUGGGGGUUCUUAUUUAUAGACUAUAAAAAUUGAAUAUAUCUAUUACAGACCAUUGGUUGAGAAUAUUGAUGCUUUGGGUUAUUGUAACAUGUAUCCUUGCAGGAUAACAAUCAUUGCAGCAUUCUAUUUUGGGACAGAAGGUAUUUAUGGGUUAAUUCGUUUUAUUUAUGGCUUAAUUCGUUUUAUUUAUGGGUGAAUUCGUUUUAUUAAUGGGUUAAUUCGUUUUAUUUAUGGCUUAAUUCUUAUUAUUGUUAGGUUAAUUUGUCUUACUACUUCAUAUCAUCAACCAUUUCCUAAUGGGGAAGUUCUAUUUAUCAAAUAGGACUGGUACAACACCUGCACCCCUCUAUAUGAAGAAUACAGACCAUGGGGGCUGGUUUAUAGACUAUUACAUCACAUGGCAACGAAUAUAUCUAUUAUAGACCAUUGUAUGAGAAUAUUGAUGCUUUGGAAUAUUAUAACAUUUACCUUUCCAGCAAAACAAUCAUUGUAGCAUCAUGUACUAAGAUAAAGGUAUUUUUGGGUUAAUUCUUCUUAUUAAUGUAAUUAAUUAAUUUCCUAAUGGGUAGGGUGUCAGGAGGUUCUAUGUAUUAAAUAGGAUUGGUGCAAAACCUGCACCCCUCUGUAUGAAGAAUACAAACCAUGGGGGCUGGUUUAUAAACUUGGAUCACAUGCAAUGUACUGAAUAUAUGUAUUACAGACCGUUGGUCCAGAAUAUUGAUGCUUUGGGUUAUUGUAAAAUUUAUCUUUGCAGGUAACACUCAUUGUAGCAUUCUAUUUUGGGACAGAAAGUUGUUAUGGGUUAAUUCUUCUUAUUUCUGGAUUAAUUCUUAUUAUUAAUAGAUUAUUUCUUAUUACUGUCUGUGAUUACUUUAUUUCAAAGACCAUUUUCUAUAUGGGGAGGUUCUAUGUAUUAAAUAGGACUGGUAUAAUACCUGCACCCCUCUAUAUGAAGAGUACAAACAG
Messenger RNA from Rana temporaria (common frog), 1637 nucleotides. It is a transcript of the gene ATOH7, whose product is annotated as atonal bHLH transcription factor 7. Lineage: Eukaryota; Metazoa; Chordata; Amphibia; Anura; Ranidae. The record is from RefSeq and is a predicted model, not a curated record. Gene Ontology annotation, biological process: neural retina development; regulation of DNA-templated transcription. The transcript has a single exon. Gene Ontology annotation, molecular function: protein dimerization activity. Bases 144 to 584 code for a protein of 146 amino acids.